AUGCAAAGAAGCGGAGAGAAGAGGAUAUCAUGCAAGCGAUGUCAGACGCGGAAGAUCAGAUGCUCCCGAACGACGCCCUGUCGUAGCUGUGCGACUGCCGGAGUCAAGUGCGAGUUCCGAUCGGAUGAUUGGAAGCGCGUUCCUGUCUCUCAAGAGUAUGUAACUGCGCUGGAAGCCAGGGUGGCCACUCUAGAGUCGUUCCUGUCAAGCAUCAAAUCGUCGACAGGCGAGCAGCGUGACGAGAUCAUACGCGGCAUAGACGUUGACGACCACUUACCCACCGGCGUCGAUCGCACACCGAGUAUUGUAGACGUCGAGACGUUCACGCCGCCAGGAUACUGGGGUGCCACGGCAGAAGGCUCUCCAGUCUUCCAUCGAGCCGGUAGUGCCUAUGGUACAGGACUGAUUCAACCAUAUCCAUCAUCCCAGCCGGUGUCCGAUGCGUGGUUACACAGCAGUAUCUCCAGUAUCCCUCGUCUUGUGAUAGACGAAUGCGUUGAUCUGUUCUUCCAAUGGCAGCGACCGUUUUGUCGGAUGCUGGAUAGAGACUCGAUCCCGUCACGCACCAGCGCCCUCUCCGAGCCCAUCUCUGGACUCGUACAUGCUGUCUGUGCUUUGGGAGCUCUUAUGUCUCACGACCAGAACAUCAAGCAUUUGGCGCCAUUGUUCAUUGCUGCCGCAGAAAACGCAGUCGCAGACUCGUUUGACACUCUUGAUGUGACCACUGCCCAGACAUUCCUGUUAUGCGCGGUGUUCGAAAGUGGAAGGGGAAACGCAUCGAAAGGCUGGAUGUAUUCAGGCGUCGCCCUCCGUGUGGCCGAAGCUCUUGGUAUCCACGAGGAUCACCUCCAACCUGUCUCGACAGGACCCUCAGGUACGCUGCCCGUUGACUUUGAGUCACGGCGGCGUAUGUCUCUAACCCUAGCUAUAUCCGAUAAGAUGUUGAGUCUCUUCUUCGGCCACACGCCGAUGAUGAAUCUAGCAGAAUACGACACGGACCCGAAGCAGAUUCAACCUGUCGUUGUUCCUGCGGCGUCUCCCGACGACGCAAUCGCCUACCAGAUUUCUCCACAGCCUGCGGCCUCGCAGAUAGCAAGUUACUCGUCUGAUGAUGACUCGACAGGCUUCUACAGUCUCUUGUUGCAGAAACAGGCCCAGCUCGCAACAAUCGCAGGAGACUUCCAAAACCACACCUAUCUCUCAAGAAGGAGGAGACCUUCCCGGCGGAGCGAGGUUGCAAAUGGCGCAGUCCACAACAAAUUGAACGCGCGUCUACUAGGCUGGUACAAUUCACUUCCCAGCGAAUUGCGGUGGAGCAGAUGGACCUCGAACAAUGAGCCCCUUGACCCAGGCGUGGCCACUACGCACGUUCUUUACCAUAUCGUGCGGCUCGUGUUGAACAGACCUCUGUUGGCUGUACACCACCAUUCGCCGCAUUUGCAGCUGGCUGCUGCCCGUCAAGCCUCGGACAUUUGCGUAGACUCUGUCGAGACCAUUGUUGGCAUCCUGCGCCGCUACAGAGCACAGCAUACUCUAAUGAACGCUCCGCUUGUGUUUGUGCAUGGAGUCAUCACUGCCGCCGACACGACACUAUUGAUAGAUUCCACGAAAUCGCAAAAUCACGAUACAGAUCUCAAGGACAAAGACAGUGUCCUCCCGUUCUUGGACGUGCUCUUAUCCGAGUUGUCCUACUCGUGGACCGUUGCCGGGCAUGCCAGGGAUGGUCUGCGGAAUCGUCUGCAGCAGAUGCACACUGCCACUCUCCAAAGGGACGACUACAAGUCAUUCAGCUCGCCGUCGACAUCGACUGAAUAUUCAUGUGAGUUCUCGGACCUCCAGUCGACUGAUUUGAGCACGUCGGAUUUCUCGCAUGGCGCAGUGCUACCACAGGACCCGCCGUGGCCUGGGGUCAAACCACAGCUGGAUCUAGAGAUCCUUGGAGCGACCGAGUUGGAGUUUGACCUCUCGAAUGUUUUCCAGUACGGUGGCGGAGUGUCGGAUAUGUACCCAUUUUGA
Exophiala spinifera is the source of this 2016-nucleotide messenger RNA. RefSeq lists its product as uncharacterized. Gene Ontology annotation, molecular function: DNA binding; zinc ion binding; DNA-binding transcription factor activity, RNA polymerase II-specific. The transcript has 7 exons. The coding region runs from base 1 to 2016 and encodes 671 amino acids. Lineage: Eukaryota; Fungi; Ascomycota; Eurotiomycetes; Chaetothyriales; Herpotrichiellaceae. The record is from RefSeq and is a predicted model, not a curated record. Gene Ontology annotation, biological process: regulation of DNA-templated transcription; DNA-templated transcription.